AUGGUCCAAAAGAAACCCACCACAAGCAGCACAAGCGGCAGCAAGUCCAGCGGCGCCUCAAAGCUCACCACAACCCCCACCCCGCUGCUGACAUCCGUCUUCUCGCCCGCGCACCUGCGCCUGUCGCUCUUCGCCUCGACGAUCCUCGGUCUGGACGCCGUACGGCUACGCAUCCACGACACUGUGACUGGCCGUCUUCGCUGCGAGCACGCACUCGACAAGGGCGUGUCCGUCAACUCGCUCGCCUGGGGCACUGUUCCCAGUGCCGCUGCAGCGACCGCUGCCGGCGCAAAGAAGAAGCGCAAGAGGGUCGAUGGCGGUGAGGAUGCGGCGGCGGUGGUGGUUGCGGCGGCGACGAGUAGAGGAGAGGUGCUGCUGUUCUCGCCGAGUGAGGGCGUGGUGGUGGGUGUGCUCGAGGGCGGCCAUAUCGGUGAGGUGAGGCAGUUUGUGUUUUCGGGGGAGAAGGAGGAGGGGAGGGGGUGGAGUUGUGGGGUUGAUGGGAAGUUGGUGGAGUGGGAUUUGAGGAGGAGGUUGCAGAUGAGAACAAUCAACCUCCCCGACGCCGCCAUCCGCCGCCUUGCCUACGCCCCGCCCGAGGCCUUCACCGCCAACACAACGCCCAUCCACUCGCUCGCCACCUCUCCAGACUACACGCACUUCCUCUCCGCCGCCGACUCGGACCGCUUCAUCAACGUCUUCACCCUCACGGGCAGCACCAAGAGCCUCGGCGCCCUCGUCGCCGAAGCCGACGUCACCUCCAUCGCCCUCUCCCCCACCGCCGACCUCCUCCUCGCCGUCACCACCGACGGCCUCGUCGAGGUCUUCACCGCCCCCUUCGACCCCGCCGGCACCGCCGCCGCAGACGCCGCGGCAUCCCCAACCGCCGCUAGGAAGCGCAAGGCACUCACCAAGAAGGGCGCCGCCAAGGUGACGGUCAUCCGCCCCGACAGCAAGGCGCGCGUGGCCAUCGCAGACGCUUCCAUCCAGGGCGACGACAUCGUCGUCGCGUGGGUCGAGAGCGGCGUCAACAUGGAGUUCGAGAAGUUCCGCUGGGCCAGCGCAGAGUCGGGCGCCCUGGUGCUCAGCGGCACCGUCGAGAUUGAGCGCACGAGCACCGUCCGCAUCGGCGGUGGUGGCGCGGCCACGGGCUCGACGAUGAAUGGCGUUAAGGAUCUGGGGAAGGCCUCGGUCGACCAGAGUAAGUCUGUCGUUGUCGGCGGCACAGACGCGCAGGACAUUGGCAUGGAAGAUGCGCCCAGCGACGCCGAAGCCGACGCCGACGCCGACGACCUCUCCUCCUCUGACGAGGACGCCGCCAACCCCGCCCCCACCACCGCCGACGAGCCCUCCUUCGCCGAGAAGUUCCAAGCCCUCGAAGUCAAGACCCUCCAGAGCACCGCCCUUACCACCACCACCGCCGCCGCCACCACCGUCAAGAAGCCCACCACCGCCCCUGCCGCCGGCUCCCUCACCACAGUCCUCACCCAAGCGCUCAAAACACACGACACCCAGCUCCUCGAGUCCUGCCUCCACGUCACCGACUCCCCGUCCAUCCUCGCCACCGUGCGCCGGCUGAGCUCCCCGCUCGCCGUGGCCCUGCUCGAGCGCCUCGCCGAGCGCAUCGCGCGCCGCCCCGGCCGCGCCGGCUCCCUCGGCGUCUGGGUGCGCUGGACGCUCGUCGCGCACGGAGGGUACCUCGUCUCGCUGCCGGACCUCAUGAGUACGCUGGCCGGCCUGUAUUCGACGCUCAACAGCCGCGCGGGGGCGCUGCCGCGGCUGCUGGCGCUGCAGGGGCGGUUGGAUAUGUUGAGGGCCCAGGUGGAUUUGAGGAAGGUGAUGAGGGGCGAUGAGGAGGCGGGGGAGUCGGAGAAGGAGAGGGGGGUGCUGUAUGUGGAGGGGCAGGAGGAGGAGGGGGAGUCGGAGUCGGAGUCGGAGCCCGAGGAGGUGGGGAUGCAGGGGUUGCAGAUUGAGGAUGCGAGCUUUAUUGGUGGGAAGGUGGGGGGUGAGGAUGAUGUGGAGGAGAUGGAGGAAGAGGAGGAAGAAGAGGAAGAAGAGGAGGAUGAUGAGGAGGACGAAGACGAGGAUGAGGAUGAGGAUGAUGAGGAGGAGAAUGGCUUCUUCGAUAUCGAGGCCAGCGAGGCCAGCGAGGCCAGCGGGGACGAGGAGGAGGACGAAGUCGACUACGACGACGUCGACGUCCAGGUCCUGGACUCAGAGGAGGAGGAGGAAGAGCAGCAGAGAAAGAAGUCUGCAAAGAGCAAGAGCAAGAGCAAGAGCAGACGGUGA
Messenger RNA from Morchella importuna, 2286 nucleotides. RefSeq lists its product as uncharacterized. The coding region runs from base 1 to 2286 and encodes 761 amino acids. Gene Ontology annotation, cellular component: nucleolus. Gene Ontology annotation, biological process: maturation of SSU-rRNA from tricistronic rRNA transcript (SSU-rRNA, 5.8S rRNA, LSU-rRNA). Gene Ontology annotation, molecular function: protein binding. The transcript is spliced from 3 exons. The record is from RefSeq and is a predicted model, not a curated record. NCBI's taxonomy places the organism in Eukaryota, Fungi, Ascomycota, Pezizomycetes, Pezizales, Morchellaceae.